Puccinia triticina is the source of this 1275-nucleotide messenger RNA. RefSeq lists its product as uncharacterized. The transcript has 3 exons. Gene Ontology annotation, molecular function: diphosphomevalonate decarboxylase activity; ATP binding. Gene Ontology annotation, biological process: isoprenoid biosynthetic process; isopentenyl diphosphate biosynthetic process, mevalonate pathway. NCBI's taxonomy places the organism in Eukaryota, Fungi, Basidiomycota, Pucciniomycetes, Pucciniales, Pucciniaceae. The coding region runs from base 1 to 1275 and encodes 424 amino acids. The record is from RefSeq and is a predicted model, not a curated record. Gene Ontology annotation, cellular component: cytosol.
AUGGUCAAGGAAAUCACUUGUAGUGCCCCAGUCAACAUAGCAGUAAUAAAGUAUUGGGGAAAACGAGACAAGAAGUUAAUCUUGCCGACGAAUUCAUCCUUAUCAGUCACACUAGACCAAAAUGAACUACGAUCGACAACGACUGCAAGGCUACUAGAUAGCGAGGCUACAGAGGAUAAGCUAUGGCUAAAUGGAUCCGAACAAGUGAUCGAAAAAGACUCCAGAUUGGCUAAUUGUUUGGCCGAAUUGCGCAAAUUGAAAAUCCAAUUCGAACUUAAUGACGGACAGAAAAAACAAGCUGAUUCGUCUGCUCCCUCUUUGCCAGAGUCACGUCGGGCACUCUUGAUUGCAUCCGAGAACAACUUCCCAACGGCAGCCGGUCUUGCAUCCUCGGCCUCAGGUUUUGCAGCUCUGGUAUACACGAUCAGUAAACUAUACGACUUACCGAUCGGGAUGACGGAGUUAUCCAAGAUAGCCCGCCAAGGCUCAGGAUCGGCGUGUCGCUCGAUCUUUGGAGGCUUUGUAUCGUGGGAGAUGGGCUCGGCAACCGAUGGCUCGGACUCGAUGGCCCUCGAGGUAGCCGACCGGUCCCAUUGGCCUGACUUGGAGGCCUUGAUCUGUGUGGUCAGUGAUCGCAAGAAGGGCACGAGCUCGACCAGCGGGAUGGAUGCGACCGUCCAGAGCAGCGGGUUACUCCAGCACCGUAUCAAGAACGUGGUGCCCGAACGGAUGAAACGAAUGAAGCAGGCUAUCAAGGAGAGGGACUUCGACAGCUUCGCCGAACUAACGAUGGCUGACUCUAAUCAAUUCCACGCCGUCUGUCUCGACACCCAGCCCCCGAUCUUCUAUCUCAACGACGUUUCCCGCUCGAUCAUCGCUGUCAUCGAAGAACUCAAUCGGUCCUCCAAGGCUGAAGGGGAUGGAUACGUGGCCGCUUACACCUUUGAUGCCGGGCCGAAUGCGGUGAUCUAUGCGCCCAAGAGGAACAUGCGCAAAGUAUUGAACCUCAUCCUCCAUUACUUCCCCUUACCAGAUCUAGAACAGUUUAAAGACCCGAAAGGCUACUUCGAUCUCGCCACUGAACGGCCCGGUCAACUCGGACUACCGAUCAAGUUCAAUCAGAACGUCUCUCCCGUCUGGACUGAGGGCAGCAUUAGCAGACUGAUUCAUACCCAAGUGGGCGACGGUCCGCAAGUACUCAACAAUAAGCUUGGCGCUGGGUUGAUCAAUCGUGAUGGUCUCGUCCAAAGCCUCAAAGCCACCAACGGUCAUUAA